Molecule: messenger RNA, 1199 nt
Organism: Scleropages formosus (Asian bonytongue)
Lineage: Eukaryota; Metazoa; Chordata; Actinopteri; Osteoglossiformes; Osteoglossidae
Product: secretin receptor-like
Exons: 11
Biological process (GO): cell surface receptor signaling pathway; adenylate cyclase-modulating G protein-coupled receptor signaling pathway
Cellular component (GO): plasma membrane
Molecular function (GO): secretin receptor activity; peptide hormone binding; G protein-coupled peptide receptor activity
Source: RefSeq, a predicted model, not a curated record
GGGAACCAGGUGAAAUCUACAGGAACUGCACUUCCCACGGCUGGACUGACUCUUUCCCACCGCAUGACAUUGCGUGCGAGAAUGCUUUUGACACAUUCAGCUUUCCUGGGGAGACCGCCGAAACCCACCUGUACUUCCUCUAUGUGAAAACAAUGUAUACAGUGGGCUAUGCCAUUUCUUUAAUCUCCCUGUCCAUCGCUAUAUCAAUACUUUGUUUCUUCAGGAAGCUGCACUGUACACGCAACUACAUCCACAUCCAGCUCUUCCUGUCCUUCAUUCUGCGUGCAGCCUUCAUUUUCAUCAAGGACUCUGUCCUCUUUUCCACAGAGGACUUCUACCACUGCAACUCUUAUCCGGUGAGCUGUAAACUUGUGCUGCUCUUCUCCCAUUACUGUAUCAUGGCCAACUACAGCUGGCUGCUGGUGGAGGGUCAUUACCUUCAUGCACUCAUCCGUGUCUCCUUCUCCAAGAGACUCUAUUUCUGGUGUUAUAUGCUCUUGGGCUGGGGGGCACCCUCAGUGGUUAUAGUAGCCUGGGGCUUGGCAAAAUACCUCCACGAAGAUGAAGGAUGUUGGGAAACCAGGAAAUAUGACUGGAUCUGGUGGAUCCUCAGACUCCCCGUCCUCCUGUUCAUCACUAUUAAUUUGUUAUUUUUUCUGAGUAUAAUAAAAAUACUGGUGGGGAAGCUAAGGAAGCCGGAUGUGCAUGGUAAUGCUUUCAGUCAGUACAAGAAGCUGGUCAAAUCCACUUUCCUCUUAGUGUCUCUCUUUGGCCUGCAUUAUAUACUCUUUGCCUUCUUGCCUGACAAAGUAAAUGAUUUAACAUAUAAAAUUUGGAAUUUUGUUGAACUUGCCCUAUCAUCCACCCAGGGUUUUGUGGUUGCAGUUCUAUACUGUUUCCUAAAUGGGGAGGUGCAGCACGAGUUCCGGAGGAAGUGGAGGAGGUGGAAGCUCCGAGAGCUGCAUAGAGGCGCCAGGCAACACCAUGGCUCCAUGAGCCAGAGCGGCGCACCGCUCACCCAGGUCUCCCUGUUCCCUCGAGGCCCCACAGCAUGUUCGUCCCAGCUCGGUGGUGAACCUUCACGCCGGCCCCAGGAGCGAAACCAGAAGCACCACCAGGAAACUUCUGUGCACAUAGACAGAACAUGCAACUCCACACCGACUGAGCUAGAUUCCAGCCAUGUCUCAACCAUCACCUGA